AUGCGAUUUCGGAACCUCAUUCCAAACCUCCCGGACGUUGUCCUGCGACGAAUUUUUGACUUCUUGUCCUAUCAGCAACUGUGCAAAGCCGAAUGUGUGUGUCGGCGAUGGCAGAGCAUCGUUCUUUCCAUAAUGCGUAGGAAUGUCCAUGAGAUCACAAUUGACCGGUUCGGCUCAUCGGAACCGUCAGUGCAUCAGGUGGUACCGUUCCACCGACUGUCAGUGAGCUGUGCGCCGGACGCGUUUGAUUUCCUGGCUGGAGUCAUAAGGAGAUCACGUUUGUCGCUCAUACGAAUGACCGCUGAUAUUGAAUUCCUCACGAACCUGAAACAUGUAUAUGUAAACAAGGAUGAAAACAGGAAGUACUUCUCGAAUGUCGAUGAGCUGUGGCUGCUUAUCGUUGACUGCAACGAUAGAGUUACAGAAAACUUUCUUCAGAUAGAAGAGAAGUUGUUCAGCGAGAUAAACUUCCUCACUUUACAAGUGCACCUCACAACUGGAUGCUAUCGGAACGUCGCAGCCGUGUUGAACGCCUUCAUGGCACGACAUCCCAAAGUGACGCUGCGUCUCGAAAUUCACGCUGAAAAGAGCUCAUCGAUCUUUGCCCAACUCGCCGAACUGUCGCCAGUAGUCCUACGAAGGAUCAAGCUUAUUUGCACUGAAUUCGACCUUCCACCUCUUCGUUUUGGCGAACUGUACAGAAUCAUGAAAGAACGGAGGAUCAAAGCAAAAAGCAUCCUUUCCAGAGAUUGGACACUUUUGUUCGAUGGUUGCACGCCUGUCACAGCCUAUCCGAUAGAAACUCUCCGAAUAAGCAGCUGCACUGUGGGAUCAGUGGAUAAUCUCAUCGAAGCGCUACGACUCACAGCUCAACAGCAGCUGCCCAAAGUAAAACGGGUCACUCGACCUGCUGAUGGCACCGCAGCGAGCGCAUCUUCUGAAAAGCCUGUGAAGAAGGCCACGACGACACGAAAAAAAGCUUUCGUGAAAAAAUUGGAACUGGCUGGGCAAUGUACUUUGCGUGAACUCCAAUUUUUACAGACCAAAGCUCACGAAGAACUAAUAAGACGAUUGCAAGUUUCCGUGCCGGACUUGGUGGUCAGCUGUGAAGACAUCUAUUACUGCUGGUGA
Molecule: messenger RNA, 1131 nt
Organism: Haemonchus placei
Lineage: Eukaryota; Metazoa; Nematoda; Chromadorea; Rhabditida; Trichostrongylidae
Source: the annotation of a GenBank genome assembly